Python bivittatus (Burmese python) is the source of this 2850-nucleotide messenger RNA. NCBI's taxonomy places the organism in Eukaryota, Metazoa, Chordata, Lepidosauria, Squamata, Pythonidae. The record is from RefSeq and is a predicted model, not a curated record.
GUUUCACCUGUAUGAAUUCAACCAUUUUUGUUUCAUUUAUAAGAUCUAUGGUUUACUUUCUAUUUGGAUUGGUGUAUAUACUGGACAAGUCAGUAUAUGUCGGUUCAGAAGUAAUUCUUGUUGAUUUAAUUGGGACAUAUUCCCAGAUAGUUGUAUAUAGAUUUAGAGACUUACAGAAUAGUCCUAUAUAGGUGGAAAAUUGUAAAUGGUAGACUCGAAACCUAGCUAUCCUGUUCUAGUGGGCUGAGAAGGACAGCUUUACUUUUGUUCCUGGGUCUGAAACUAAUUGCAGGUAGGGAGUGAGAUUUCUUAUGCUGUCUUCAGAAGAUGUAUGGACAAUACAGAGGUUAUUUAGGGGCCUGUCACUAAUAUCACUGUGUUCUUUCAUCCGUAGAGCUUUCCAUGGAUCUGCCAAGGAACUCUAUGGUAGAUGUACAGUAUAUAAAACAUUCUCCAUAUGCUUUUCCUCUGACAAAUCAAAUUCAUCUGAUUUAUAUUUCUUCUCCCACCCUCAACAUCGAAAUGUGUGCUUUUGUAGUAACCAAUUAAAAGAAAACCCUGCUUGAAAGAUAAAUAUUGGAGAAAUGGCUCUUGGGAAAAUCAUUAAACAUGUCCUCUUCUGCUGGUUGUGUGGCUCAUUUGCCCUUCUGGGAGGUCUUUUUUUCUUUGUUUUAGGUUUCCUAAGGGCUGUUAAGGCAAUAUUACAUGCAUCGAUGUGUUUUUGACUUCAUGUUUCGGAACAUUUCCUUAGCCAGAUUCUAAUCAGUAUGUAAAUGUUAUUGAAAUUAAUGGGCUUUAGUAUUAACAGAGUUACGGUUAGCCUGUUCAUCUGUUGUAUUAUGAUUUUCUGGUCUCAUAUUAUGCCUGCCUUUUCUAGCAUUGAAGAUAAUGAGGAUGAUAGCAAAAUGGCUGACCUUCUCUCUUACUUUCAACAACUCACUCUUCAGGAAUCAUCCAUCAAACUAUGUCAGCCUGAGCUUGAUCUCAAUCAGACUCAUAUCUCAGUGUUGCCUAUGGAGCUGUUAAUGUAUAUUUUUCGAUGGGUAGUUUCCAGUGAUCUGGACCUGAGAUCUUUAGAACAGUUAUCAUUGGUCUGCAGAGGUUUUUACAUAUGUGCCAGGGACCCUGAAAUCUGGCGUCAGGCUUGUUUGAAGGUUUGGGGCAGGACAUGUAAUAAAAUGGUUCCUUAUACCUCAUGGAGGGAAAUGUUCGUGAAAAGACCUAGAGUUCGAUUUGAUGGGGUAUAUAUCAGCAAGACAACAUACAUUCGUCAAGGAGAACAGUCUCUUGAUGGCUUCUAUCGGGCAUGGCACCAAGUGGACUAUUACAGGUACCUGAGAUUUUUCCCAGAUGGCCAAGUAAUGAUGCUAACAACUCCAGAAGAACCUCAGUCUAUUGUUCCUCGAUUACGGACUAAAAACACAAGAACUGAUGCAAUCCUGCUUGGACAUUAUCGCCUUUCCCAGGACACGGACAAUCAAACCAAAGUAUUUGCUGUAAUGACAAAGAAGAAGGAAGAGAAACCAAUUGACUAUCACAAGUUCAGAUAUUUCUGUCGUGUCCCUGUGCAAGAAACUGAUCACAGUUUUCAUGUAGGGUUACAGCUGAAUUCCAGUGGCCGUCAGAAAUUUAAUAAACUCAUUUGGAUUCAUCACUCUUGCCACAUAACUUAUAGAUCUACUGGUGAGACAGCAGUCUCUUCAUUUGACAUUGACAAGAUGUACACCCCUUUGUUCUUUGCACGAGUGAAGAGCUUUACUGCAUUUUCAGAAAGGCCUCUCUAAGAAGGUCCUGUUUCUUGCAUGAAAGAAAUUACAGCAAACAACACUUAAGUUAUAAAUGUGUUUGUGUGUGUAUGUGCGUGUGCAUGUAUAAAUAUGUAUGUAUGUAUGUAUAAAUAUACAUAUAUGUGCACACACACACGCACACACAUAUAUAUAUAGGAAUUUUGUUUUAAAGUUGGGAGAUCUUUUUGGAAGAAUAUAUACUGGAAAUACAUUUGAUUUAGGGUGGCAGGGUUAUCUUUCUGGUUUUGAAGUCAAGUUUACACUUUAUUUUAAACUUGUUUAUGUUGUGAAAAGACUUUGAUAACAUACAAGGCAUUUUUUGCCAUGUCAUUUUAUGAGCAAAAUUUAUAAGCUGUUCUCUUUACAAAGUAAGGCUUCAUCUGCCUAUGCACCUUAAGUUCAGGAAUUGUUAUAAACAUACUGCUGUACAUAAAACAUUGUGUGUGUGCUUGGGGAAGGCUCAAAAUGUGAAGAAUUUGUCCUGCAUCUGUGCGUGGCCUAUACAUGUAUAAUACAAAUUCGUGUAUUGGGUUUACCUUUCAGGAAGAGAUAUUGACUUAAGUAUAAACUACAGCUUUAUGAAAAACUAAGGAAAAGCAAAAGGUGGAAGUUCAGCUUCAAAUGUCGCCAUCUUUUUUAGAAUUACAUGAUUUUAAAUAAUCAUAGUAAUCCGUUCAGAUGUUACUAUGUUUCAAGCAGAUGAUGACAGGACAGUCACAUGGCUGCAAUGGUUGCCUUUGUCAUCUGGACCCAGGAAAGACCUUUGGCAGAGAGUAACUCUGAAAGUGCUGAACUCUAAAGUGUAUCAUCUGAAUUCUAUUAUGCAAAUGAACAGGGCUGUUUUGUUUUGUUUUUGUCUUUUGUCUUUUUGUCUUUAGCUCUUCACCUAACUGCUAAACAUACUGUACACCUCUUGGGUGUUUUGUAACACAUAACUAACUUUUUCUUUUGGGACUCUUACAGAUGUUCAGGUACUGUGUGCUGCUUCUCCUGCGUAUGUAAUUUGGGAAUUGGAUAUGACUGCUGUAUUUCAUGUAUCAUAAAUAUGUAUUUACUCAUACAA